AACUCUGUGGAGUCACCGUCGAAUACUACAAUCGCAAAUGGACGCUAAGAUCGGAAGCUUCUUCGAGUCCAUCGGAAACUUCUUCUCCGGCGGCGAGCAGAUCCCGUGGUGUGACCGUGACGUCAUCGCUGGCUGUGAGAGGGAAGUUGCUGAGGCUUCUAAUGGUGACUCUGAGGAGCGGAAGAAUGAGAGCAUAAUGAGGUUGUCGUGGGCACUUGUUCAUUCGAGGCUAAAAGAAGAUAUUCAGCGCGGGAUAGCCAUGCUUGAAACUUCUUUGGGCAAUGAUAGAAGUCCUUUGCAUCAAAGAGAGAAGCUUUAUCUUCUGGCUGUUGGAUAUUACCGGAGUAAUGAAUAUGGUAGGAGUCGAGAGCUUGUCGACCAAUGUUUGGAGAUUGCACCUGAUUGGAGGCAGGCACUGUCCCUCAAGAAAAUAGUCGAAGAUAGAAUUGCUAAAGACGGUGUUAUAGGAAUUGGCAUUACUGCAACAGCUGUAGGACUUAUAGUUGGUGGCAUUGCUGCAGCGUUGGCUCGGAAGAAUUGAGAAUCUUAAACACUUGCUUGCAUAUUUGGCCUCUUGUUUGUUUUAUUUUCUUCUAAACAUGUUGAAGUCAAUGGGAAAUAAACCUAUAUUGACAACUACAGUUUUGAACCUUUUUAAUUUGUUAGAAGGAGCAUUUUCACUGAAGAGCUGAUUUCAAAAUUCCCUGUACAUUGCAAAUAAUUUUUGAUUGUUUGGAAUCUGAGUCACACAUUCCUUACUUGGCAAUAACUUUA
Molecule: messenger RNA, 774 nt
Organism: Gastrolobium bilobum
Lineage: Eukaryota; Viridiplantae; Streptophyta; Magnoliopsida; Fabales; Fabaceae
Product: mitochondrial fission 1 protein A
Exons: 5
Coding region: 38-541 (167 amino acids)
Biological process (GO): mitochondrial fission; autophagy of mitochondrion; peroxisome fission
Cellular component (GO): mitochondrial outer membrane; peroxisomal membrane
Molecular function (GO): protein binding
Source: RefSeq, a predicted model, not a curated record